Molecule: messenger RNA, 1104 nt
Organism: Aspergillus steynii IBT 23096
Lineage: Eukaryota; Fungi; Ascomycota; Eurotiomycetes; Eurotiales; Aspergillaceae
Product: DSD1 family PLP-dependent enzyme
Exons: 1
Coding region: 1-1104 (367 amino acids)
Biological process (GO): D-serine catabolic process
Molecular function (GO): D-serine ammonia-lyase activity
Source: RefSeq, a predicted model, not a curated record
AUGUACUCUCCGAGCGUCGGGGACAGGCUCGAAAGCCUUGACACGCCGUCUAUGAUCGUUGACCUCGACCUAAUGGAGGGCAACAUCACGCAGCUGUUCAACACCCUCCAGCCAACAAACUGCAACAUUCGGCCGCAUCUGAAGACAACAAAAAGCGUCAUUCUUGCACGCAAGCUGGAAGCCGCCGGAGCAAAAGGUUGCUGCGUUGCCAAGGUGUCUGAGGCGGAAAUCGUGGCCGCCGCGGGAUUCGACGAUAUCCUGAUCACUUGCGAGAUCAUUGGCAAGCCUAAAGUGAAGAGGCUGGUUGAGAUGUUUCAGACGCACAGGAACAUCAGGAUUGUGGUGGACUGUGAGACUGGUGCUGCCGCGAUUAAUGACGAGCUCGCCCAGUCUGGCGUGUCGGAACCCAUCUCCGUGUUGAUCGACUUGGAUGUGGGACUCGGACGCACAGGCGCUGCUGCUGGGAACCCGGCUCUUACCCUCGCCAAGUAUCUCGCUACACUCCCUUAUAUGCGCUUAAUCGGGAUCCAGGGGUAUGAGGGUCACCUGCAGCACCUUCACGACCGCCAUGACCGCAAGGACCGGUGUUUACAGUCUAUGAAGACCCUAGUCGAUACUGCGGAGAUGCUGCGAAAGGAGAACUUCAAUAUCGAAGUAGUGACCACAGGGGGAACCGGCACUGCUGAGUUCUGUGCUACGGUGCCUGGUGUGACCGAACUGCAACCCGGAUCGUUUAUUUUCAUGGAUACGGAUUACCGCAACGCUGUCGGACCCUUCUAUUCGAACAGCUUGACUCUACUAUCUACAGUCAUCAGCAAGCAAGGUGACCGACGAGUGACCAUCGACGCCGGCCUGAAGUCCCUGACGACCGACAGCGGCUUGGCCGAAUGCAAGGACCCCAGGUAUAAACACCAGAACAUGGGAGACGAGCACGGCUCGCUGAGCUGGGAAGAUGGUGUGCCUAACUUGGAGAUUGGCGACCGGGUCGAGAUGAUUCCUAGCCAUAUUGACCCAACCAUUAACCUGCAUGACUUUUACUAUGCGCAUCGAAAGGGAAUCAUUGAGGAAAUCUGGUCCGUUGACACCAGGGGCAAAGUUCAAUAG